AUUCUGUGGAACUUGGUAGUUGGUUCCUUGUAUAUUUCUUUAUUUGGUUUUUGAGCCCCAGCAUGAGUAUAUCUCAAAGCAGGCUGGCCCUGUUGGCCCUUUGCUUCGUGCAAUGGGUGUCCGGCCGUGUUGUACAGUUCCAGCUAGACCUGACCUAUGAAGAUGUCAGUGUAGCCGGUGAUGUACACAAGGCUAUUGUGAGUAAUGGACAGAUUCCUGGGCCCACGUUGUGGUUGAAGCAGGGUGAUGAUGUCGAAUUUUUGGUCAACAACUCAAUGUCAAUCAAUACUACAGUUCAUUUUCAUGGUAUCGAGCAACUAGGCACCCCGUGGUCAGAUGGUGUACCUGGACUCUCGCAGGAGCAGAUCAAGCCGGGCGAACAAUUCCUCUAUAAAUGGAAGGCAAGCCAGUAUGGCUCGUACAUUUAUCACUCGCACACACGGGCUCAGAUUGAUGAUGGCCUCUAUGGGGCUAUCUACAUUGAACCGGCAGACUCCGUGGAGAGGCCUUUCCAUUUGAUCGCUGGAUCUGAUGCGGACGAGCAGCAGGCGAUGUUGACAGCUGAAAAGAAUACACGGCCAGUUCUCAUCUCGGAUUGGCGAGCCUUUUCCUCGCAUGAUAUUCUCCAGAUUCAAACCGAAUCUGGUGUUGAAGCCUACUGUGCCAACUCUGUUUUGAUCAACGGAAAGGGCUCGGUACUUUGCCCGUCUCAGGAACACAUCAAUGCUGCCACGACACCGCAGCAAAAGCAGAUCCUGGGCAACUUGACUUUGACUGACAUGGGAUGCCUGCCUCCCACGCCGGGUGUUGUGGGUCCGUAUCCGUACGAUCUCAGCAAGAUUCCCAAAGGCUUCUACGAAGGAUGCACGCCUAGUGAAGGGCCCACGGAGGUUUUCAAGGUCAACUCUUCAUCACGGUAUGCUAGCUUUGACUUCAUUAGUAUGGCUGGCUCGACUUCGCUUGUGUUCUCCAUCGAUGAGCAUCCGAUGUAUGUUUACGCGAUCGAUGGCCGUUAUGUUGAACCUUUGCUUGUCGACGCUGUUACUGUGCCCGUCGCUUCAAGAUACUCAGUUAUGGUGCCACUAAAGUCGGAAGAUCAGGCGGGAGAUUAUACUAUCCGCGUUGCCAACAACUAUGCGAACCAGCUCAUCAAUGGGACCGGCGUCCUGUCGUAUGACACCGCUACACCAAAGCAGAUCGGUACCUCGCAGCCUUAUAUCAACGAGGCCGGCGCUAAUGCCACUGCCUCCACGGUCAUCUUAAACGAAACCAACGUGGUGCCCUUCCCCGUGGUAGCACCUGCUACGAAGGCGGACCGGACCUACAUCCUAAAUGUCGAAAAUGCCAAUUCAUCGUACACCUGGACCCUGGGCAACCAGUACCCCGUGUCGAAUGAAGAGCUUCGCCCUCCUGUUUUGUUCAACCUCAGCUCAAUCUCGCAGGCGUACUCGGCCAUGACGGAGAACGGUACCUGGGUGGAUCUCAUCAUCAACAUCACCACCUCGGGCCAGCCUCAACACCCCAUCCACAAGCACUCCAACAAGUACUUUGUGAUCGGAACCGGUAACCAGCCCUUCAUCUGGUCCUCCGUGGAAGAGGCAAUGAAAGACAUUCCGGAGAACUUCAACUUCGAAAACCCCCAGAUGCGGGACACUUUCUACUCGCCAAGCUCGAGCACGGGGCCGAGCUGGCUGGCGAUGCGCUACCCUAUCGUGAACCCGGGGCCGUUCCUGCUCCAUUGCCAUCUUCAGAUGCACCAUGUCGGUGGGUUGGCACUGGCCUUGCUGGACGGGGUGGACGCCUGGCCAACCGACAUCCCAGAGGGAUAUCGGUUGCCAGUGAUGCCAAUCUAGGGACUUUGACUCAUUGUACAGAGGUGGACGAAAGUAUUUACUGUAAUUUGGCCAUAUAGCGCCUCUCAUAUAGAUCCGAUGUAAUAUUAUUUACUACUUAAUGAAACU
Molecule: messenger RNA, 1961 nt
Organism: Aspergillus eucalypticola CBS 122712
Lineage: Eukaryota; Fungi; Ascomycota; Eurotiomycetes; Eurotiales; Aspergillaceae
Product: multicopper oxidase
Exons: 3
Coding region: 63-1853 (596 amino acids)
Molecular function (GO): copper ion binding; oxidoreductase activity
Source: RefSeq, a predicted model, not a curated record